AGAUAAUUCUAUUUAUCGAAGGUAUAUAGAAUGCUCGUGUGAGAUAAUUCUACUACAAAUUGUUGUCGCUGCAAUGUAUAAUAGCAAUUGAUUCAUGUCUAUAUGAGUGGGGGUAUACCGCACUAGCGAGGAGAAACCUUGUCAGUUAAUGCCUUGUCAGUUCUCUCUAAUGUCACAUCAAACAAAUGUCUUGAUUUUUAUAUUCUUGAGUUUUCCAAGUUAUUAACAAAUGAUAGUUAAGAGUACCGUCAGCCCGGCCUUAAAAAUUGGCCUUCGCUUGCUUGGUGUGUGGCCGGGUGUAGCGCAUUCCACAGUUUAUUGGCUAAUUUUUAUGUCAAGUAUAUUAGUCAUACAAUAUUUUCAAUAUUUGUAUAUACUUGAACACUUCAAGAUUAGCGAACUUUCGAAUCUCGUCGAUGGCUUGUCCUUAACUUUAGAUUACAGUUUAACGUUUCUCAAAUUGGCCAGUCUAUGGAUUCAUCGUCGAAUUUUUCAUAAAAUUCUGGCUGCUAUGAAUGACGACUGGCGUGAGUGUGUCAACAUCGAUCAGCAUUUGAGUACGAUGACGGUUAAGGCCAGUGUAUCUCAUUUUUAUUCUAACGCUAUGUUGAGCUUUAACGGAGUUGCCGCAGUACUUUACGUUUUGGGCGAUUAUGUAAUUCGUUUUAUAUAUUCAAGCAAAAAUUAUAAUAAUACCUUGCGGCAACUUCCUAUCAAGAUGCUACUUCCCUUUGAAACUGAGAAAUCGCCUGUAUUUGAGCUACUGGUCAUUACUUUAUUUCUACAUAUAAUAUUAAUCUCAUUUAUAGUCGCCGUUCUAAAUGGAUUAAUUUUUACGUUGGUGCUUCAUGUAAGCGGGCAAAUCGAUAUAAUAUGUCAAGAGUUUAGAAAUAUCUCUAAAAACGCUUUUCCCUAUCGAUCUUCUGUAUUUACAUUAGGAACGCUCAUCGAAAGGCACAACAAAGUCUAUGCAUUUUCCGAGAACAUCGAGAAACUCUUCUCCUUUAUUGCUUUAAUGCAAGUUGUUUGGAAAACUUUAGUUAUUUGCUGCCUAGGAUUUAUUAUUAUAAUUUCCAUCCAUAAUGAAUCCGAUGUCUUCGUGUUUAUGAAAGCUAUUUUGGCUUAUUUUGCUGUAAUGAUAGAAACGUUUAUUGUUUGCUUUGCUGGAGAAUAUCUUAGUCUUAAGAGUAAAUCGAUCGCUGAUGCAGCAUAUGAAUCAUUGUGGUACGAUAUGCCGCCAAAUCAGGGUAAAAUUAUAUCAUUUAUGAUAAUGAGAUCUCAAAGGCGACUGUCGAUCACCGCAGGGAAAAUGAUGGAUAUGUCAUUCGAAGCUUUAACAAAUAGUAAAUCGAUUGCAUGCGCCGUCUACAAGUCCGUACAAUAUGAACCCAGCCAGUGUCGAACUCUUCUCCUUGUGACUGUGAGGUCGCAAGAGAGAUUGACGAUCACGGUCUGAAAAAUGAUGGAUCUUUCUCUGGAGGAAUUCACCAGCGUAAGAUCCGUUCUCAUACAUACAAAAUGUUGCUCAUGGAUAUUAAGCGCGUCUCGAGUGAAUAUCAAAGCAGACUGUGCAAACAAUUUAGAACAGUUUACCUCCAAUGUAACCGACAACAGGAACGACCCCGACGUUUUUAUGCAAAAUACGCGAGCGAUUUUCUACAGGAUAUUUUAUGAUAUACUGCUAGCGAUGGAAGAAGAUUGGAACAGCGUAGAUAUCUGCGACAAACGGGUGUCGUGUAUUAUGGCGAGUAAUGCCGACCUGUCGCGUCGUUGCUCGAACGUGUUAAUCAGCAUUAACGCUUCGGCCGCAAUUAGCUACUCCCUGUCCACUCUUCUGCGUCGCUCGGCCGACUUUAAGGAUGAUCGAAAUGUUAGUUCGAGAAUGCUACCUAUAAAAAUGGAAUUUCCCUUCGAAGUUGACGCGUCUCCUCUCUUCGAGCUUUUAGCGGUCGGUCAGGUUCUUCAUGUAGUGUCGAUCGCCGCUUUAGUCGCUAUGAUGAAUUGCCUGAUCAUCACGCUGGUGCUUCACACGAGCGGACAGAUCGAUAUUCUUCGUCGAGAGCUGCUAAAAAUUUGUGGCAACGGAACUUCGCAGUGCGAUUCAAUUGUCGCAAGUGUCAGGCUUCUGAUUGUCCGCCACCAAAGAAUAAUAACGCUUUCGGACAAUAUCGAGGGGCUCUAUUCCGCUAUCGCGCUGAUGCAGUUCCUGUCGAAUACCAUUGUCAUCUGCUGCAUUGGCUUCACCAUCAUAGGCUCUAUUGGUAGUGGAACUGUGGUGAUGUUGAAAUCCGUUAUUUUUUACGUCGCCGUAACGUUGGAAGCCUUUAUCUUUUGUUUCGCUGGAGAAUACCUCAGCGCCAAGAGCAAAUCGAUCGGCGAUGCGGUCUACGAGGCUCUCUGGUACAACGUGACACCUGCCGAGUGUCGAAUUCUAUUAUUUGUGAUAUUAAGAUCGCAGAAGAGACUGACGAUCACUGCUGGAAACAUUAUGGAUCUUAGUCUAGAAGGAUUUACGAGCGUGAUGAAAGCGUCAGCUUCGUAUAUGUCGGUACUGCACGCGAUGUAUUAA
Molecule: messenger RNA, 2569 nt
Organism: Monomorium pharaonis (pharaoh ant)
Lineage: Eukaryota; Metazoa; Arthropoda; Insecta; Hymenoptera; Formicidae
Biological process (GO): detection of chemical stimulus involved in sensory perception of smell; sensory perception of smell
Cellular component (GO): plasma membrane
Molecular function (GO): olfactory receptor activity; odorant binding
Source: RefSeq, a predicted model, not a curated record